Miscanthus lutarioriparius is the source of this 1455-nucleotide messenger RNA. NCBI's taxonomy places the organism in Eukaryota, Viridiplantae, Streptophyta, Magnoliopsida, Poales, Poaceae. The record is from the annotation of a GenBank genome assembly.
AUGAUCGGGUGGGGCGACGUGUACAAGGUGGUGGCGGCAACGGUGCCGCUCUACUUCGCGCUGUUCCUGGGCUACGGCUCCGUGCGGUGGUGGCGCAUCUUCACGCGGGAGCAGUGCGACGCCGUGAACCGGCUGGUGGCCUUCUUCGCGCUGCCCUUCUUCACCUUCGAGUUCACGCUGCACACGGACCCGUUCCAGGUCAACUACAGCGCCGUCGCCGCCGACGUCAUCUCCAAGGCCGUCAUCGUCGGCGUCAUCGCCUGCUGGGCCGCCAGGGUCGCCUCCGCGGGCAAGGGCGCCGGUGGCGGCGGAUGGGCCGGCUGCGCCGUCGGCUGGUCCAUCACCGGCUUCUCGCUGUCCACGCUCACCAACUCCCUCGUCGUCGGCGUGCCCAUGGCCAGGGCCAUGUACGGCGAGUGGGCGCAGCAGCUCGUCGUCCAGCUCUCCGUCUUCCAGGCCAUCGUCUGGCUCACGCUCCUCCUCUUCGUGCUCGAGAUCAGGAAGGCCGCCAUCGGCAUGUACGUCGACGUGCCGGACUCGCCGGUCAAGGACGUCGAGUCCGCCGACACCGCCCCUGCCGCCGCCUCUGCUGCCACCGUCGUCGUCGUCCCCGUCAAGCCCUCGCUCUGGGCGCUCGUCAAGGUGGUGGCGCACAAGCUGUCGCGCAACCCCAACACGUACGCCAGCUUCGUCGGCAUCACCUGGGCCUGCGUUGCCAACAGGCUGCACAUCGAGCUGCCCAGUGCCUUCGAGGGAUCGGUGCUCAUCAUGUCAAAGUCGGGCACAGGAAUGGCCAUGUUCAGCAUGGGGUUGUUCAUGGCGCAGCAGGAGAAGGUGCUGGCGUGCGGGCCCAGCUUCGCGGCGCUGGGCCUCGUGCUCAAGUUCGCGCUCGGCCCAGCCGCCAUGGCCAUCGGCUCCAUCGCCGUCGGCCUCCGCGGCGACGUCCUCCGCGUCGCCAUCAUACAGCUCCUCCCCGCCAUGGCCACCGCCAAGGGGCCUAGCUCUUCUCCGCCAUGGCCGCCGCCAAGGGGACCAGAUCCGCCCCGUCAUGGCCGCCGCUGGGCUCCUCCCCGCCAUGGCCGCCAUCACGCUCUGCUCGAGCUUCGUCCCGCCAUACCCUCUGUCGACCUUCGCCCGAGCUACGCCCAGCUCCGAUCCGCCGGCUCCUCCGCGCCCGAGCUCAUCACAGCAAAGGCCGAGGCCGCCUUCUCCUCUCCGUCUGAGCACGAGCACAUCGCGGUCGGGGCAGCCUCUGCCUGCGCGCCCGAGCUCGUCGCAGCCAGGGCCGGGGCCGCCUCCGCCUCCCCCUGCGCGCUCAAAGCCGAGGCCGGGGCCGGGGCCACCUCCGCCUCCACCUGCGCGUGCCCAUGGCUGGGGCCAAGGCCGCCUCCACCUCUACGCUCGAGGCCGUCGUGCGAGCGGUGGGGAUUGGGGAAGAAGAUAGUGAAUUCGUAG